Rotaria sp. Silwood2 is the source of this 1056-nucleotide messenger RNA. NCBI's taxonomy places the organism in Eukaryota, Metazoa, Rotifera, Eurotatoria, Philodinida, Philodinidae. The record is from the annotation of a GenBank genome assembly.
AUGCGAUUUUGUAUUGAUUAUCGUCGAUUAAAUGCUAUUACACUUAAAGAUGCAUUUCCACUUCCUCGAAUAGAUGAAAUAUUUGACCAAUUAUCUGAUGCAAUAUAUUAUACAAAAUUUGAUUUUAAAUCUGGUUAUUUCCAGGUACCUCUAUCUAAAGAGGACCGACCUAAAACUGCAUUUUCAACUCGUGACAAUCAUUAUCAAUUUACUGUUCUUCCUCAAGGAAUCACUAACGGGCCCGCAACUUUUCAACGUGUAAUUAAUCACAUACUAGGACCCGCAAGAUGGAAAUAUGCAUUAGCUUAUAUCGAUGAUGUAAUUAUCUAUUCCAAAACAUUUGAAGAACAUUUAUCACAUCUUAAUGAAAUAUGUACAAUAUUAAAAAAUGCUCGAUUCCGUCUUAAUCCAGAUAAAUGUGAAAUUUCUCGAACUCAAACAGAUUACCUUGGGCAUAAUAUUAAAAAUGGUGAAAUUCGUCCAAGUCCUCAUAAUAUUAAUGGUUUAUUAAAUACGAGAUUUCCACAAACUGCAGAUGAAACUUGCAAAUUCGUGAAAGCAGCUAAAUAUUAUAGAAACGUUCCAAAUUUUUCUCAAAUCGCCGAACCACUUAGAAAAUUUAUCCCGACUACAAGAACUCAAAAAAAGAAAGGACAAAAAACUAUUAUUACAUUAACAAAUGAAGAAGUUAAAGCAUUCGAACAACUUAAAAACUUUCUUACAACUGAUCUAGUGUUACGACUUCCAAAUAAUAGAUUCCCAUUUAAAGUACAAACUGAUGCAUCGGAUGAGGAAAUCGGUGCUGUAUUAUUUCAAAUUUAUCUAGAUGGUGAUAGACCUAUUGCAUAUCUUUCGAAGAAAUUUACACAAGCACAACGCAAAUGGUCUCCUAUGGAACAAGAAUGUUAUGCAUUUAUAUGUGCAUUAGAUAAAUGGCAUAAUUAUUUAAGUGGAAUUAAAUUUACAUGGGAAACUGAUCACAAAGCAUUAACACAAUUAAAUCAAAAAGCUCAAAUUAAUAAACGAUGCGAAAGAUGGCGAUUAAAAAUUUNAUGA